AUGGCAUACAUCAAGUCAACUUACAAAAUUAAAAGGAAUUGGCAAGGAGAUCCAUGUGCCCCUCAACAUUUCGUUUGGGAAGGUGUAAAGUGUAACUAUCAAGACUUUGAGUCACCAAGAAUCAUAUCCUUGAACUUGUCCUCGAGUGGCUUAACAAGGGAGAUAGCUGCUUCUAUAUCCAAUCUCAUAAUGAUACAGUCUCUGGAUUUAUCAAACAACAACUUAACAGGACCAAUCCCAGAUUUUUUGUCUAAACUCCCAAAUUUGACUGUCCUAAACUUGGAGAAAAAUAAUUUCACAGGCUCGGUUCCGGUAGGACUGAUUGAAAAAAAGAAUAAUGGUUUUCUAUCACUAAGUUUGUGCGAUAAUGCACAUCUAUCUCAACAUGUUUCUUGCACAUUGAAGAAGAAGCACAGUUUCGUUAUUCCCAUAGUAGUGUCAAUCGCUGGAAUUUUCAUCCUCUUAUUAGUUGUAGCAGCUAUCUGCUGGUGGGGCUUCAAAAGGAAAAGACAACAUGGAGAUGUCAUAGAUGCAAAAGCCAUCCCUCAAUACGGGUCAUUAGAAUCAACAAAGCGACAGUUCACAUAUUCUGAGAUACUAAAGAUGACCAACAACUUUGAGAGGGUCCUUGGCAGAGGUGGAUUUGGAACCGUGUAUCAUGGCUACAUGGACCACACUCAAGUAGCUAUAAAGUUGCUUUCAGCAUCAUCUGUUCAAGGGUUCCGACAAUUUCAUGCAGAGGUUAAUCUUCUUAUGAGAGUUCAUCAUAAAAACAUGACAAGCCUUGUUGGAUAUUGCAAUGACGAAACCAAAGUAGGGCUUGUCUACGAGUAUAUGGCCAAUGGGAACUUAUUGAACCAUCUUUCAGAAAGAAACAAGGCUUACACUCCUGUUCUUCUUAUGGAUGCAGAUAGCAGACUAAGUAUCUUGACUUGGGAAGAUAGACUUCGAAUAGCAACAGAUGCUGCACAAGCGCCUAUAAUGCACAGAGAUGUGAAAUCAACAAACAUCUUGCUGAAUGAAAAUUUCCAAGCCAAAAUAUCUGAUCCUGAGUUCUACAUAUCAAACAGGUUAAAUGAGAAAAGUGACGUUUAUAGCUUUGGGGUUGUGCUGUUGGAGAUUAUCACAAGCAGACCGGUUUUAACGAGGACGCAUGAGAGAAUUCACAUAAGUCAAUGGGUUGGUUUCAUACUUGCAAAUGGUGACAUUAACAACAUCGUCAAUCCGAGGUUAGAGGGAAAUUUCAAUACCAACUCCGUUUGGAAAGCUGUGGAAAUAGCAAUGGCUUGUGUAUCCAUAAAUGCCACCAAGAGGCCAAGCAUGAGCCAAGUAGUGGUGGAUUUGAGGGAGUGUUUGGCAACAGAAUGUGCUGUAACAAAUCAUAGCCGUGUAGCUGAAUUGGAUAAUUCCAAUGCGUUAAUGGCUGACAAUUCGAUCGUUAGGCUAACUCCCUCCGUGAGGUAG
Molecule: messenger RNA, 1464 nt
Organism: Prunus armeniaca (apricot)
Lineage: Eukaryota; Viridiplantae; Streptophyta; Magnoliopsida; Rosales; Rosaceae
Source: the annotation of a GenBank genome assembly